CUAAUUGAACAAGAAAUAAACAGUUUUAUAUACAUUUAUGAUUAAUUUAAAGCGGUUAAUUUAAAAAUUAUGUAUAUAAUGCAAAAGUAAAAUUAUUUUUUGUAUAUUCACAUAUAUUUAAAUUGAGAUUUCAUAUUUUGAGUCCAAAAUAUAAAUAAUUUAUAUUUUGAGUUUCCUUUUCUUCAUAAUACAAUACAAAUUUUAUUUAAAUGAUCUGUUAUUAAAACAUUUGUUCAAAAAUAUAAUAUGAGUGAUAUAUGUAUAAUAAUUUUUUAUAUCAGUGAUUUAUCAAUGUAAAUAUAUUUAAUUUCUGCUACUAGUAUAUGUUUAUAUCACUAUUUAAUAUUUAUGAUUGAUUAUUAAGAUCAAAAAUAUAUACAAAAUAUAUACAAAAUGAAUUUAAUAUUAUAAAAUAUACAUUUUUGAUAUUAUAUAUAAAAAAAUAUUUAUAUAAAAUAGUAAUAAUUACACAUAUUUAUAAAAUUAAAAAAAAAUUAAAUUUCAAAAAUGAUAGAUUUAAUUUUAUCAAGAAAUAAUGUUUACAUAUGGAGUGCAGAAGAUUGGUUAAAACUUAGAAAAGAUUAUCGAAUAAUUGGAGAAUUCAUAGGUUGUCUUCCAAAGAAACCAAGACAAGAUAUAUUUUUAGGUCUUCCAUUACUCUUACAGCCAGAAGAAGUAUCUCUUUUACUUGAAAAAAAAAUUGCAAGACUUAUACAAUAUUCAUGUUUUCAAAGAGCACCAUCUGAUUCUUUAAAACAAAUUUUUGAAGAAUAUAGAAAUAUAUUAUAUGCUGAACAAGAAAAAUGUUUAAGGAAAGAAAGACAAAAACAGGUAAUUGGUAUGAUGGAUAGAAUUAUAGAAGGAAAAAAACGAAAAAUACUCGGGAUAGAAACAAAGAAGAAGAAAACAAAAAAAUCAUUAUCAGAUCCAAAAAUACAAACAGCAUUAAAUAAUAUUGAGAUAAAUAGACAGGAUCUAUUAGAAGAAGAAAUGGCAAAAUUACCUAAAUUAGAUAAAAAUGAAGCUUUGAUUCAGAUUCAUACAGUGUAUCCAUGGAUAGAUAAAGAUAUAAAAAUAGUAGAAUGGAAAUAUCCCUCUGAUUAUAAACAACAACUUCGAUAUAAAACAUAUAAAAAUUUAUGGGAAAAAGGAUAUUAUGUGUCAAGUGGAGAAAAAUUUGGAGGAGAUUUUUUAGUAUAUCCUGGAGAUCCUAUUAUGUUUCAUUCUCAAUUUAUAAUUUUAUGUAAACAUGAAAACGAAGAAAUUCCAAUAACUGAACUUUCAGCACAGUGUCGAAUUGCUUGUCAUGUUCGAAAGACACAAGUGUAUGCUUUCUUUUCUGAAAAUCAAAGUAUAAAAUAUCAAUCAUUUCAAUGGGCAGAAAAUGCUAUGCUUGAAAAUGUAUAAAUUUUACAAAAAAAUUAAAUAAUUUUUUUUUAUUUAUAUUUUUAAUUUACAAUUAAUUCAAAUAAUGCAAUAUAAGUAUUUUCACUUAAAGAGUAUCAAUCAAUAUAAAUCUAUUAUGUUGUGAUUCAGGAAUAAUAUUAAAAUGUUUUUUAUAUAUAACACUAUUUUUUCUGUCUGCAUAAUUCCGUUUAGUCCAAGAAUGAGACAUAUUUGGAUUAAUCUUUUCACAGGUAAUCAUUACUUUUCCACUUUCUAAAGCAUAUAAUGUACCAUUUUUUCCAAAACCAACCUAUGAAAUAAAUUUAUGUAUAUUUAAAUAAAAACAUUUGAAUAUGCUAUAAAA
Molecule: messenger RNA, 1750 nt
Organism: Apis cerana (Asiatic honeybee)
Lineage: Eukaryota; Metazoa; Arthropoda; Insecta; Hymenoptera; Apidae
Gene: Tsen34
Product: tRNA splicing endonuclease subunit 34
Biological process (GO): tRNA-type intron splice site recognition and cleavage; tRNA splicing, via endonucleolytic cleavage and ligation
Cellular component (GO): tRNA-intron endonuclease complex
Molecular function (GO): tRNA-intron lyase activity; nucleic acid binding
Source: RefSeq, a predicted model, not a curated record